UUUUACCACUCCAAUCGAGUCUCGUCAUACCCUUCCAGUAACAGAUACCUGCGGGCCCCUUUGACCACCUCCUUCAACCCGUUCUCGACUUGGCAAGACUUGGCUCUAUACCCUCUCUGCGCUCAUAGAUCAACAUGUUUGGCGAGGAAGACAGCGAAAGUCCCCGACGUCCCUCGCCUUGGCUCCCUUCUCCUGGAAAAUCAAACCUCUCUGUUUGCGCUACUCCUGACGAUGGUCCCUCGCAAGCCGAGCCUAAGCUGCCUAACUGGCCUGAUGAACUUGAACCCGAAUUGGAUGAAUUAGGCCAUAUCGAGUACAAAUUAAAAAUCUUGAGUCCUACUCCAAGUCGAUUCGAAAAACUCAAGACACAGUUGAAAUGGCGGUUACUCGAAGGCGGAGGUACGGCAUUAUAUGAGCUCGGCGUACUCGACGAUGGUACACUUGUCGGUCUUUCGCGGACAGAGAUGGAUGAGAGUUUAGCGAAUCUAGCUCGGAUGGCUCGAGAGUUAGAUUGCGAACUUGAAUUACUAAGGGUUGUCGAGAUACCUGAGAUCAUCGUCAAUACCGGGCCAUCUUCUCGACCGGCAACCAAACUGCCUCCGAGCUUGAGGUUUCCAGGCGGUACGGAUCGCAAGGAAAAGGCUAAACAGAAAAAGAAGAAGAAAAAAUCUCGCGCCAAACCGGCCAUGGGACUCAACUCAGGCAUCGCUAGACCACCGACAGGUAAACUACGAAUCGAACCUGGUGACGCCGUUGUUUCCUCGCCCAGUGAGCCCUCCAGCCCUAGGGAGCAGCCAGCGCCUCAAGAGAAACCAGCCAUCGUGGUCACCUCACCUCGUCACUCUUCAAGAGGCUCAGCACAUUCUCUCCGGACUCUUCUAGAUGGUUUACAUUUGCACCCACGUCGUCCGCCAGCCAACUCGAAUUUUAUCGACCAGAUCUGUCUUCUCACUCCAGAAGAACGAAGUGUGAUCAGACGGGCUCGGAGGAACGAACGAAGAGCGGCCCAAGCAGCCGAGACUCGGCGAUCUAAAGCACGCGCCGAACCGGCCGAAGCUACCCCUGAAUCUAAUGCGGACGAUCAUAAGACUCGGUUCCCCGAUCUGCUCGACCAAGACUUCGGUGGUUGGAAACGUGGAGCUGAAGAUCAGGGUGGGAUCAAGUAUGUGGUCGAAGUUUGUGUGGCAAAAGAAGCUACCGCACAAGAGGAACGGUUUUUAGAUUUCGAAGGUUUUGGAAUUUCUGAUUCGUCCUAAUCCACAUGAGAUCAGAGUAUCCUAUUUUGGUCUAGAAUCAUAGAUUUCCUUGCCUACUUUAAUACUUUAGAGAGACUACAUAACUCUAGGGGAUGCGACUGUCAAUUUUCAUGAACAUUCCUCGACUACACAGCCUGAAGUACAUUCUUUCAAGCUUCAAAUACGACCGUAUUCUUUGUGUGUACAUCUCUUAUAACAACAACAAAAAACCUGAUGGCGAAACCCUGAAGAGUGGAUCAAAAACUAGUGGUGGAUUUGACAUUUACGUGUAUAUAUAUAUACAUUUUCUUUCGAAAUAAGAGCGCCAGUCCACUUAUCCGCUUGGCUGGAUUGUAUUCAUUUCUUUUGUACAUCUUUCGACUGUUAUUGUUAUGUUUUGCUGUAGGUGUUGUUGUACUUGCUGUUAAAAAAUGUUUAGAAUUUGAAUGAGUCGGUUUUUUUUUCUCAUUCGAGGGAGCUAUGAAGUAAUGGCAGUGGAUAGAUUGAUGUCAAG
Molecule: messenger RNA, 1749 nt
Organism: Puccinia graminis f. sp. tritici CRL 75-36-700-3
Lineage: Eukaryota; Fungi; Basidiomycota; Pucciniomycetes; Pucciniales; Pucciniaceae
Exons: 3
Coding region: 135-1256 (373 amino acids)
Source: RefSeq, a predicted model, not a curated record